CAACAAAAUCUUUCUCUUUAUUUUUGUAUCUCCUUAAAUUUAUUCUUCUAAAUUCUUCUCCGUCUCAAUAUAAAUUCCACCGUUCCUUGCUCUGAUUUGAUUCAAAAGAGAACACUUUUCUACAACGCUAAAACUCUCUUAUCUUAACUUCUUAUUCUUUCUGCUUUACUUUGCUUUGCUAUUCUCUGGUCUGCUCUGUUGUUUGGUUUGAUUGGAUCGAUAUGUCGAAGAACGUUCUGGUGACCGGCGGAGCAGGUUAUAUUGGGAGCCACACGGUGUUUCAGUUGCUGUUAGACGGUUACAGAGUGGUGGUCGUUGAUAAUCUGGACAAUUCCUCCGACGUUGCUAUCGAAAGAGUCGAAGAGCUCGCCGGUGAACUCGCCAAAAGCCUUUCUUUUCACAAGGUGGAUCUUCGGGAUAGACAGGCACUCGAAGAAGUUUUUGCUGUGACAAAGUUUGAUGCUGUGAUUCACUUCGCCGGACUAAAAGCAGUCGGUGAAAGUGUACACAAACCGUUGCUCUAUUACGACAACAAUCUCAUCGGGACGAUCACACUAUUGGAAACAAUGGCUGCACACGGAUGUAAAAAUCUCGUGUUUUCGUCAUCGGCUACCGUUUAUGGCUGGCCAAAGGAGGUUCCAUGUACCGAGGAGUUCCCUUUGGCCGCAGCCAAUCCGUAUGGACGAACCAAGCUUUUCAUAGAAGAGAUCUGUCAAGAUCUCCGUCGUUCUGAUUCUGAAUGGAAGAUCAUACUUCUAAGAUAUUUUAAUCCGGUUGGUGCACAUCCUAGUGGCUACAUAGGUGAGGAUCCCCGGGGCACUCCGAACAAUCUCAUGCCUUUCGUGCAACAAGUUGCUAUUGGGAGGCAACCGGCAUUGACAGUGUUUGGAAACAAUUACUCGACAAAGGACGGUACAGGGGUACGUGACUACAUUCACAUCGUUGAUUUAGCAGACGGCCACAUUGCUGCAUUACGUAAACUAUCUGAUCCAAAAAUAGGAUGCGAGGUCUACAAUUUAGGUACCGGAAAGGGAACAUCGGUUUUGGAGAUGGUUGCUGCAUUCGAGAAGGCAUCCGGAAAGAAAAUUCCUUUGGUGAUGGCGGGACGUCGACCCGGUGAUGUCGAAACUGUUUAUGCUUCAACGAAGAAGGCAGAGCAUGAAUUGAAUUGGAAGGCAAAAUACGGCAUCGAGGAGAUGUGCAGGGAUCAAUGGAACUGGGCCAGCAAGAACCCGUAUGGAUACGCAUCUCCGAACUUGAAUUAACUCGGUGCCAAUACUUUUGUCAGGUCACACAAUACCUAUGAGAAUAGAUUUUCCUAACUUUUUACAGAUUUAAUUGAGUUGAUUUAUCAUUUUAGAUGAUUUAUAAAGAAUAAGGUGGGAAUUUGUUUUGAUCAAAGCUUUGUGUAGGUAGUUGGUCUUUUAAACGAGUUGCUGCCGUUGGUGAUUGUUGUCCAAAUUUUAAUAACACUAUCCUCUUUGUCUUC
Molecule: messenger RNA, 1489 nt
Organism: Gossypium raimondii (Peruvian cotton)
Lineage: Eukaryota; Viridiplantae; Streptophyta; Magnoliopsida; Malvales; Malvaceae
Product: UDP-glucose 4-epimerase GEPI48
Exons: 9
Coding region: 222-1265 (347 amino acids)
Biological process (GO): galactose metabolic process; rRNA processing
Cellular component (GO): cytosol
Molecular function (GO): UDP-glucose 4-epimerase activity; RNA binding
Source: RefSeq, a predicted model, not a curated record